Messenger RNA from Erythranthe guttata (spotted monkey flower), 1062 nucleotides. NCBI's taxonomy places the organism in Eukaryota, Viridiplantae, Streptophyta, Magnoliopsida, Lamiales, Phrymaceae. The record is from RefSeq and is a predicted model, not a curated record.
AUGGAUUCCUCCUCCUCUCCCACCCGAAACCCCAAACGGCCCCUCGACGACUCGAAUGUCAACCCUUCGAGUCCCGAGGAAGCUGUUGCUGCUAAUGUUGCUAAUGCUAUUGUUGUUGCUCCUGCUGCUCCUGCGGCCCCCGCCCCAGCGGCGGCGGCCGCAGAUGCGAAUCCUCCAGAGGCUCCGGUUCAGGUUCUGAUACCGCAGCCUCAGGACGACCGCGAGUACGGUUGCAAAUACUGCGACAAGAAAUUUAGCAACAAGCAGGCGUUGGGCGGACAUCAGAACGCCCAUAAGAUGGAGCGGGCCAUGGAGAAGAACCCGAUCGUCCGGCAGGAGAACCCUUUCGCCUACACCGUAGGCGGUGCGGGCCCCUCCGGCGCCGGCGAUCCGGCGACCUUCACCGGGUUGAUGAUGAUGAUGAGUAAUCCGUCCGGUAGUACUAACCCCAAUUUUCUUGGAUCUACUUUCAAUAGAUCUCAUGAUUUUAUGAACAGGUCCAUAGUUAACUGGCCGUACACUUCGCCACAUCAGCAGCAACAGCAGCAGCAGCAGCAGCAGCGCCAACAGCAGCAGCAGCAAAAUGCAUUUCAACAGCAAAAUGCAUUUCAAAUGCGGUACAAUAAUCCGCCGGGCUUUGUUCCUUCUCGCCCAUUGCCGGGGUAUAACAAUGUUUACAACCCCGGAUGGACGGCGGGCCCCGCCCCGGUCCAGGCCCGGCCCGGCCCGCCAGCUCCUAGGGUUAAUAAUCCUUAUAAUUAUUACCAGGGGCAACCGUCCUCCUAUAUGCAGCAGCAGCAGCAGAACCAUCAUCAGGCUCAGGUUAUGAAUAACAAUCAUCUCCGUCUCCCUCCGGCGACCGGAGGCAACGGUGGUGGUGGUGCAAUGAUGAGGCCCGUUUUCAAUCCGGGCUUGUCGUUGGGCAUUGGUGGUGGGCCGAGAAUCAGGCCCGGUAACAUGAACCCCGGUGGAGGGAACAGGAACCUGCAGUUGGUCGUCGCGAAUGAGCGUACUGAUGAACAAGAUGAAGAUUCUGAGAUGGAUUUGUCUCUCAGACUCUGA